Messenger RNA from Chelonus insularis, 3749 nucleotides. It is a transcript of the gene Pex1, whose product is annotated as peroxin 1. Gene Ontology annotation, cellular component: cytosol; peroxisome; peroxisomal membrane. Gene Ontology annotation, molecular function: ATP hydrolysis activity; ATP binding. Gene Ontology annotation, biological process: protein import into peroxisome matrix. Lineage: Eukaryota; Metazoa; Arthropoda; Insecta; Hymenoptera; Braconidae. The transcript is spliced from 7 exons. The coding region runs from base 363 to 3356 and encodes 997 amino acids. The record is from RefSeq and is a predicted model, not a curated record.
UUCAUGAUAACAAUUUAAAUUUACAUACAAAAUGGCGUUAAAUUCCAAGACGUCACACAGCGUCAAUUGACCAGUAAGGGUCAAUGAAUAUGCAACAUGUGGUUAUUGACAUUUGUUCAGCAAAAACAAACCGGUUUUUUGUAUUAAUUAUCUCGAUAAUUAUGCAAAUCAUUUAUCGACAGUAUUUCUCUUAAUUUUACUUACUUAUCUGAACUUAAAAGUGUUCACAAUAUUUAUGAAAAUAAAUAGUGAUUAAAACAAAAACUUGUUAAGGUUAUAAUAAACAAUUGUGAGUUUUUAUGAUAAAUGUUAGAAAAAAGUUUGUUGAAAAUAUUAGUGAAUAAUUUAAUUAAUAUACAAUAAUGAUCCAAAAUAUUCAGUUAACCAUAAAAUACAUUACAACAAAAAGUUGCUUCGUAUAUUUAUCACAUCAUUUAACUAAUAAAUUACCACCAACCGUGCAAGUGGUGAAAGUAACUCAUGUUGAUGAUGUAAAUGAAGUUUUUUAUUUUUCAUUUAAUCGUUCACAAUCAUUCAGAGAUAACAAUUCAAUAGGAAUUUCUUCAACUUUUGCUCAACUACUAGACUUUAGAGAAGGUAUUUAUGUAAACAUUACAUUUGUAGAUAACCUACCAACUUUAUCAUCAAUCGAUGUUAUUCCUCGAAGCGAAGAAGAUCUUGAAAUAGUCAAAUUACGCUCGAAUAAAUUGCAAGGAAUUAUUUUACAACAAAUAAAUGUUGUUACUUUAAAUCAACCAAUUGUUAUUUGGCUGUCGAAAAAUUUGAAUGUUGUUUUGUAUGUUGAUAAAUUAUCACCCAAAUUCAAAUACGGAAAAUUAGUCGAAUUUACUGAAGUUAAUGUUCAAGAGUCAAUUAAAGAUGAUAAAAGAUCACACAAAGUACAAAAAAGUAACGAUUUGGAUACAGUUAAUGAUAAAUAUUCUCUAUCAAUUGUUAGAAUUAAUCCACUGCCAACUUUAAUUGAAGAAGUGAUUUGUAAUAAUUAUAGCCCAACGAACAAAAUUUAUUGUGAUUUGAAUAUUUUCAUACAUUUAUCUAAAGCAAUUAAAAUAUCUUCAGGUGUGGAAACAUGUGAAUACUUUUUUUGUAAAUUGGAAAAAGUACAAAAUAACAAUGAACAAAGACGUUUAAUAAUGAAUGAACAAAAAGAUUGGUUCAACAAUAGAGAAAUGAUCAUAAAGGUGAUAAUUAUUGAAAAUAUUAAAAACUUUGAUGAAUUUUGUUGCCAACAAUUGAAUACAAUAAACGACAAUAAUGUAUUUGCAUGUCGAAAUUUACUAAGACAGCUGGAUUUAAAAUUAGGUAGUAAAGUAUUUUUUAAGAAAAUUACUGUUGAGAAGCAAAAUGUAACUGAAAUUAAGUUAAUUCCCAUAAAUAAUGAAAUUAGUCAAGAACUUUUUGAUUCUUAUAUCAAGCGAUUCGAUGUUUAUGAUGAAAUUUUAAUUAAUUCAAAUACACAAAUAUUUUUAUCACCAGAAGUCAGUUGUGAAAUUAAACUCGUUCCUGAAACAAUCAAUUACAGUUUAGUCAAGAUAGAUAAGAUCAAAACACUACCACUUAGAAUUCUUCCUAAAAUCUUUAAUAACUCUUUAUCAUCUGUUGGACAAGAAAACAUAAAAUCACGAAUUAUUUUAACAAAUGCGAUCAAAAAAAUUAUAAAUGAUUGUAAACUAGUUUUUGAAUUAAGGUUGAAAACAUGUCAAUCAUCAGAAAUUAUUUACAACAAAGAAAAUAUUUUAAUCUGUGGAGGCACUGGAACAGGAAAAACAAUAUUGUGCGAAAUUAUUAAACAACAAAUUCAACAGCCACCGUAUUUAUUUCAUGUUGAGACAAUAAAUUGUAAGAAAUUAAAAGGGAAAAAAGUAGAAAUUGUACAGAAAUUUUUGAUUUCAACAAUGUCUAAUUGUGCUUAUUAUCAGCCAUCUUUAUUAAUUUUUGAUAAUAUUGAUUGCAUCACAAACAACGAUGUUAGUGAGUAUGAAGAAAAUACUCCUGAUUCAAUAAAUGCGGCAAGAAUAACUGAUUCAAUAAUAAAUAUCGUUACAAAUUUUCAAACAGCUCAUUGUUUAAAUGUCAUUGCUACUUGUUUAAAUAUAAGUAGACUUGGAAAUCAAUUUAAAACACUUGGAGGAAUAAAGUUUUUCAAUUUUGUGUACCAUAUACCAAUUUUGGAGAAAAAAGAUCGUCUUAAAAUUAUUCGAGCAAAUUUGGAACAUAAACAGUUAGAUUUUGAUACAACAAUCGAUUGGGAUUUUAUUGGUGAUAAAACAGAAGGCUUUAUAGUUCAAGAUAUAGUUGAUUUGGUUGAAAAAAUAUCUUAUGUAGCUUGGAGGAAGUCAGUUUAUAAUUCGAAUGAAAAAAAUGAGAUAACAAUAACCAAUAAUGAUUUUGUAGAAGUUACUAAGAACUAUAAUCCUAUCGCUUUACAUGGAGUUUCAUUAUUUACUGAAACUGGCUAUAGUUGGGAUGAAAUAGGAGGUUUAAAAGAUGUGAAAGAAUGUUUAGUUCAAUUAUUACAAUGGCCAUUGAGUUACAUUGAAUUAUUCAGUAAUGCUCCUAUUAAACAACAAACAGGAAUUUUACUGUAUGGAAUGCCGGGAACUGGUAAAACCAUGAUUGCGGGUGCAGUUGCUAGAGAAUGUGGUCUCAACUUCAUAAGUAUUAAGGGCCCUGAAUUGUUAUCGAAAUAUAUUGGUGCCAGUGAAGAAGCGGUUCGAGAUGUUUUUGACAGAGCACAAAGAGCCGCACCUUGUGUAUUAUUUUUCGACGAGUUCGAAAGUCUCGCCCCUCGUCGUGGACAUGAUUCUACAGGUGUUACAGACCGCAUUGUUAAUCAAUUGUUAACACAAUUGGAUGGUAUAGAAAGAAGAGAAGGAGUUGCAAUUGUCGCUGCAUCAUCCCGUCCAGAUUUAUUAGAUCCUGCUUUAUUGAGACCUGGUCGAUUGAACAGAUUGCUUCUAUGUCCCUUACCACAAGAGAAUGAUCGACUUGACAUUUUGAACGUUCUUUGUAAAAAAUAUCAGUUAGAUAGUGAGGACUUCGAUCUAGAGCUAUUAGCAAAAAUGACAGAAGGGUUCACAGGUGCAGAUCUGUGUUCAAUAUUUAAUCAAUCGAAAUUGGAUCUAAUCGAUGAGAAUGAUGCAAAGGUAGAAAAGUUUGGUGAACCAUUUGGAAUUAUUAUCACUCAAAGGCAUUUUUUGAAUGCGUUAGAAUCUACUCAGCCUUCUUUAACACCAACAGAAGUCGCUCGAUUCAAUAAAAUAUACAAGAAAUUUGGCCAAGGUGAUAAUUUUACUGAAGAUAUUAUAAAUAAUCCAAAAGCAACACUAGCUUGAAUGAGGAAAAAUUCCUUCAAGCUUGAAAUGGUUUUUUCUUAUUGAAUGAAUUGCGCUACACAGGUAAGAAGAUUAUGAGGAAUAGAUUAAGAAACGCAAAUCUCAUCAAGCUUACCAUUAACUCGUAUCUGGACUGGACCGAAAAGCAAAAGAAAGAGUCGAAAGGACAGGAAAAUUUCUUAGGAAGAUAAUUUGCUCGAAACGAAGUUUAAUUUAAAUCGAAUUUGACAAAAUUUUCUUUAAAAAAAGUAAUGAAACAAUUUAUUGAUAAAAAAAUGCACAAGAAAUGCAUAGCAUAUGUAGAAAAAAAAAUUGUGAAAUAAAAAUUCUGUUUGGAAAACUAACUAUUAUUGUAUAUUCUCUUUAGAUUGCACAAAAUUAUAGCUGUAGGUA